Molecule: messenger RNA, 1065 nt
Organism: Anisakis simplex (herring worm)
Lineage: Eukaryota; Metazoa; Nematoda; Chromadorea; Rhabditida; Anisakidae
Source: the annotation of a GenBank genome assembly
AUGAUCCGACGUCGAAAGCGGUUAUUCGGUAGAUUCGUGCUGAUCACUUUCCAUCGGAUAAUUGACAUCACUUGUGCAUUAUUCUUUGCUGCAUCUGCGGUUGAGCAUGUUUCAUUGCUGAGUAUACCACAAAUGGUAUGUGCCAUAUUGCUUUGUCUCGAAGAAGAAGAAAUACCCGCUGACACGAAGCACAUUUUGUGUAUUGCAAUGGGACUGUACAUACCGCUGAUCAAUGUUACACGCCUAUCGUCCGUUGUCUAUAACGGUGUGGUAACCGAUUUGGGGACAGACGAUACGCAAUCGAGUGCUAAGAAAUGGCUUUACUGGACUGAAACGUUCCUUCCACCAGAAUAUGCACCAUAUUUGGCUUUAUUCAACAGUGGACACCUACUUAAAAAUCCAUUCGACCUACCAAUAUUCUUCUAUUUUUUAAAUGUGGUACUAUCAAUGAUUCAAUACAAACUUUCGCUGAUUUUGCAGUCACAGAACGACAAAAGUUACGGAGGAGGAUCAAAUGACGGUGUGUUCGAGCGCGGAAUCGACAAUGAGCCGUUCAAAACAAAUCCAAUUGUGAAUUUCUAUUCGCAAGAUGCAAGACUGUUUCUCGAUGAAGUUAAGCAAUGCGUCUUCUCAUACUAUCAUUGGCUUGUGCUGUUGCUACUGUUUUCGAACGGUAUUCGCAUGUCGUCACCAGUAUUCCUCUCGAUUGGUCACAUAAUUUUUGCGUUUCUCAAUUUCUGGCGUGGCACCGAUUUGUAUCUAUCGUCGCUAUAUGUAUUUCGUCGAAAAUGGCGUGUUAUCACACUUUAUCUUCUCGGUACUCUCUUGCUGCAAAUUUCGGCAAAUAUAGCGCGAGCGAUAUUGGAUGAAAUGGUCAUAUCGAAAAGCAACAAUCAACGAAUUAUUGCGAUAUGUCGUUUGCUCAAUGUUUAUUUCAAAAAACCUGGUGAAGGCGUUGUGGAUCCUAUUGGUCCAUAUGAAACCAUCGACGUAAGACCGUAUUCGUUCGAUGUUAUCAUAUUCGCGGCUCUUCUGCUCCAUUUGAGAAUGAUUGUCACAUGGUAG